This is a messenger RNA of Candidozyma pseudohaemuli, 1623 nucleotides long. RefSeq names its product alpha-mannosyltransferase. The transcript has a single exon. Bases 1 to 1623 code for a protein of 540 amino acids. Gene Ontology annotation, biological process: protein O-linked glycosylation. The record is from RefSeq and is a predicted model, not a curated record. Gene Ontology annotation, molecular function: alpha-1,3-mannosyltransferase activity. NCBI's taxonomy places the organism in Eukaryota, Fungi, Ascomycota, Pichiomycetes, Serinales, Metschnikowiaceae. Gene Ontology annotation, cellular component: Golgi apparatus.
AUGAGGAAACUGGUGUUCAUCCGCUGUGUGCCGUUGGCACUAGUGGUGGCUUUGACCAUCCUGUUUGUUUUGAACAUUGCUGUGUUUCAGGGAAACCGGGAACAUCGGACACUCACAGAUCCACUAGUUGAGAUACUCGGGCAUGAUAAGGUGCCGAAAGAGCAACGGUGCCAGGACUAUUUUACACAUUUGGCCAGCUCGCUAGAUAGAGACGCCUUGUUGGAGAACUCGACGCCAAGGAAGCAGUGGAUCCGGACUUUUGUGGGGCAUCUUCGGGCCUAUGGAGCGUGUUUCCUAGAAAGCAAGGUGGAGGUGAAAAACGGCAUUGAGGAAGUGGAAAGGAAGCUUUUUCCGCUUUUUUCAGGGAGAAUGCCCGUGGUGACAAAGUGGGACGGCACCGUUGUGCCAGGAUCAGAAAAGAAGGGCUCUUCGUUCUGGGGAAGAAUGAAAAACGGCUUUUCCAAGAAAGGAAUCGUCUUCAGCAUGAGCGACGCCGGCGUCGAAGAAGCAAAACGGCUCCUCCGGGUGCUCCGGCUUCUAGAAAACGAUUUGUCCAUUCAGAUGGUGCACAAGGGCGAUCUUUCGCCAGACUCGAUACAGAAGCUUGUGGAGGUUGCUCGAGGUGAAGUGGACUUUGAAUAUGCCAAAUCGUCGCUAUAUCCGCCUCAGGAUGUAUAUUUUGUGGAUGCCAGCGGGUCGCUUGCUGACGGUGCUUUCAAGUACUUCCGUCGUUUUUCCAACAAGUGGAUAGCCUCGUUGUUCAACACCUUUGACGAGAUGGUGCUUAUGGACACAGAUGUGGUGCCGUUCGUGAAGCCAAGGACGCUUUUCAGCUACAAGGAGUACCUGAAACACGGAGCCUACUUCUUCAGAGACAGACUCACCAGCGAACGCACCUGGACCACUCCCAUGGGUUUCUUCAGAAGCCUCCAUCCGACAUUAGAAGAGCAACGGGCAUUUGACAUUCACGAUUACACCGAUGUUGCCGAAGCCACGGGCUUUUUCCAGUCGAAAUCCAAACACGUCAUGGAAAGCGGCAUGGUGGUGAUGAAAAGAUCAACACAUUUGACCGGGAUGCUUAUUUCCACGGCUUUACAGUUUUGGCACGAAACAAGCGGGCCUUUUUAUGGUGAUAAAGAGCUUUUUUGGCUAGGACAGAUUUACGCCGGUCAGGCUUUAUUCACCUUCAAUGGCCAGCACGCUGCUGGGAUAGGAGAGCUUCAAGAAACGAAGAGCUCUUGGGAAGUUUGUUCAACUCAACCUGCUCAUUUCGAUUCAGAACACAAGCUUCUUUGGAUAAACGGCGGCUUACAAAAGUGCAAGAAAGGCUAUUACCAGAAAGACUUCGAAGCCCUUCGGUCACUUAGAGAACAGUACAAAACCCCAGAAGCUUUGCAUGACCAUUACCGAUCUCCAUCCAAGAUAAAUGGAGCUAUCAUUCCAAAACUGAAGCUGGGCUUCGUUCAGGAUAGAACAAAAGGAUGCAUUGGGUACGUAUGGUGUGCGUCGGUUCCUAAAGAUGAAGAAACCAAUGCCGUGGUCAGGUUUAGCCAGGAGCAGACCACUUUGAUCGAGCAAAUAGAACAGUUGUGGUACGGCGACGACUACAAAAAGUACAUAUAG